AAAACAGCGUGACCAAGUAACGCCAUCAAUGYUCUUUGUCACGCAAAUUAGAUUGGAUUAGCACGCUCAUUACCCAAAAUGCCUCGAAGGGCUGUCGAGUGAACAUUGAAGAAUAUUAUCGACCAGAAAUUAUAAGGUUUCUGAAUUUAAUGUUGAGAAGUGUAUUCAUUUAGACUUAAMGCGUGUGUACGUCGGUGUGUUACCAAAUUUACCGUCCUUUAUGAUGCUGUAGUUGUUGACAGAGCUCGACUUCUGGGGAGUUGAAGGCGCUGCAACUUCGUAAACAAGUUAACAUGUAAAUGUUUAGCAGGCUGGUUUAAAACCUGGUGCAGUCUUCAUGGCCAAAGAGAGCUAUUUGAUAGGAUGACUUUGGUGGACAAGCGAGAUUUUACGUUGAGUUUAUUAUGGCAGCCCUUGUAAGCAGCUUACACCAAGGAGAGAGAACAAAGAUGCCACCCAUAACGUCUAUCAUUUCAUCAGAAUCGGAGAGUCCAAAAUCUCCUAAAAAAUCUGUGAACGGAGACACAAAGGGUUUCUUCCCUCCUCGCCAGUCAUCUAAGAAAAAGUUAAAAUGGUCAAUUGAUAAGCUUAAAAGUGACAAUUCAUCGGAAAAUGAGAAAAACAAAUCCAACGACGUAAAAUCAAAACUAACUUCCAAGUCAGCCUCUUCCUUCUUCAGCCCAAAGCCUGUUAUAACAGCAGAACACGAGGAUGAAGAACAAAAAAGCCCAGUAGAUUCUGCUUUGUUGACUGAUAGUGUGGACAAUAGAAAUUCCAGUGACCUGGAAAAACACGAAAAAGACGAUUCCCGAUGGACGGAUGACGACAGUCUUCUGAUGACCCCUCAGGAUAAAAGUCUAGCCAGGCAAUCUACUGGCUCGAUAAACUUUAUCGAUAAAGUCGUACAAGAGAUCUUAUCUACUGAAAAAACAUAUGUGAAUAAUCUGAAGGAAAUUAUCGAGGGAUAUUUGCAAUGCAUGAGAAUGAAGAAUUGUCCGAUUUCAAAAGAAAACGUUCAACAUUUGUUUAUAAAUGUCGAAAAAAUAUACGAGUUUAACAGGGAGUUUUUGAAACAAAUUGAAAAUGCCGAUGAAGAUCCUGUAGAAAUUGCCGACUGUUUCGUCAAGAAUGAAACUGGUUUCCAAACCUAUACUGAGUAUUGUACAAACUACCCUAAGUCAGUUGAAGUCCUUACAGAGUGCACAAGGCAACGRGAAGCCGCCUCGUUCAUCCAGGAGAUUCAAAUGAACCUUGGYCAUUCGUUACCUCUUGGGUCGUAUCUCUUGAAACCCGUGCAAAGGAUACUCAAGUAUCACUUGCUGUUGCAGGAGAUGAAGAAACGUUUUGACAAAGAAAACGAUGCGGAAGGAUUUGACAUCAUUUGUGACGCCUUGUUUGCUAUGACAGAUGUCGCUCGGUAUAUCAACGAGAUGAAAAGACAACACGAAGCUACACUUCAUGUUCAGGAAAUACAAAGUCAGCUAUCUGAAUUUGAGGGUCCAGAUUUGACGACGUAUGGAAAUCUUGUACUAGAGGAUACAUUUCGAGUUGUGGGGACAAGAACAGAUAGAUAUCUUUUUCUGUUUGAAAAAAUUCUUCUUAUAACAAAAAAGAGAGAACGAGAAAAUGGUUAUACAUGUAAAGCAUCGUUAUUGCUAUCCAAUAUGAUGAUGACCGAAUCUCUUCCUAAAGAACCGUUAGCAUUUCAAAUCAUUCGCUUCGAUAAUCAAAAAGUUACUUAUCAAUUCAUGGCACGUUGUAUGGACCAAAARAACAAAUGGACCUUGGCACUCAAGAAACUACUAGUGGAAAGCCUUGUUGCUGAAGUUCCACAAAAGGCCAAGGCCUUGAUUCUUGGUGAGAAAACCGUUGAUGAAGACGACAGUUCAGAAACUGAGUCUGCAAGGAAAACAUACAGCCCRCCAACUUUAAGAAGACAAAGUGUAAAAGGUUCAUCUCCACUAUCAUCAUCAUCAUCGAGUCAAGGCUCAGCAAAACGGCGUUUGACUCUUGACUCUGAAGAAAUCAAAGGGAGCGACGAGAACAACAACCCUCAUGAUKACGGACUGUUGUCGCCCAGUGACGUCGUGUUCAUGACAAACGACGAACAAAAAAGUAAUGCUGGAGAGGAACGUCGUGCCAGGGCAGGCAGCGUCGAUAGUGACCUGCCGCAUCCAAGACACACCGACAGAGAGGGAAGAAUCAAAUCAAUGCCUACAUCAGUUGAUAUCCCAAGGCUKCCUAAGAAACCUACCAAUCCUAGUGAAGCAAUGCUUUUAUUCGAUAAAUAUGCAUCUGUGAGUGAUCUCAGAAGUAAAAUAGAUGAGAACGCAGCUAGUGAUCUAUCUGAAAGUGACUUGGAUAUCGCRAAAGAGCUUGGUGAUCUUACUGAGAAUUCGAAAAUACAUAGAACGGUUCGAGAGGUUGCUAGGGCAUUUAGCUUCAGCGAAUAUCCUGACACUCCGACGCAGAAUUCCUUUCGUGGYGAUGAGCCAAGGGAAGGACGUUGUCUUGAUGAACUACUGGAAUCCAUUGAUCGUGAGUUAGAUGAAACAAGACGAACUAUUAAUAGUGCGCAGCUCCUUGAAUCAGCCAUUAAAUUGAAACAAGUUAAGCCUUUGGAUGUARCAUGGCCWCCASCUGCUAAMAUCAAGGACGAAAUUGAAGUUUUAAAACAUGAUGGAGUUGUAUCAGAUAAGGAUGUCGAGAGGAGAGGACCACCAUCACCACCGGUUCGAAGAUCGUCCUCAACCUCAACGCAAAACCAAGAUGUUUGUGCAGGAGAAGAAGAAGAACGCGAUCUUAAAGCUGAGAUUGCCGCAUUUCAAAAACAGUCUGCCCAAUUUUCUCAGCGUAUUACCGAGAAACAUAGAACUUGUUCACUAGACCGAAGACGCAAUAAAAAAGUCUUUGAAUUGUCUCCAAGAACCAAUCGAUUMAGUACCGGGAAUGUCAAUGAAGAUUCGGAUCAACGUCGUUCUGUGCACGAAAUGGCUCGACAAUAUUCCAGGAAAGUUAGAGAUGAAAAAGCUGUAGACAUUCGUUCACGCUUGCAUUCUAAUAGUUCGAGCAGCAUUGAAUCCCAGUUCUCAAUAAACGCCUCCCCACAAAUGAAAAUCGAAAGGGUCACUAAAGUCAAAUUUGACAGUAGUUUAGAGACUUCUGCAGUUGUAAGACGAAGACGAAAGUCAGGUUCUCGYCAUAAACGAUCUAGUUGGUCUCACGAGGAUGCAAAAGUUGAUGUCGAUCUACUGMGACUCAGAAUUGAAAGACCUCGAAGUCUGCACGAAAUUAAACCUCAAAAAGAACUCAUUGAGGUGGAUUGUGAUUACUACGARUUUGCAGAUGGAUUGGAUGAGGGACUUGCUCCAGCUCUGCUGGCUGGAAUGGAGAAAGACGAUGUAGUAGUACGGGGAUUGGUCAAACAUUUAGUCAGCAAAUUUGGAAGCGAUCCACAACCACAAGAAGAGGAUCAACGCCGUGCCAGGUUACUAUAGGAUUAUGUCGAGUCUGGUUCACGCCCGUUGUUGUCCUUGUUAGCUGGAACAGCCUUACCGAGCUUAUGUACAUAGAGAAAACAAUGCCCCAGUUGAUUUGAAUGGAUUUGGUAAUCAAAAUGCAAUAUAUUCAUUCCCAAAGGAGAUUGUAGCUUGGUUGUUUCAGCAUCAUAGGGCGACGUGUGUAUAUAGCUAUUUCAAAAAAGGUUGUCGGAUAAAAUGGCGAAUGACAAUGGUCGAACAGCGAUUGCGCUACCGAAAGUGGCCAUGGGUUUGGCUAGUUAAAAGGCAAUAACGACUGAUUUGUACUGUUAGAUGGUCUGCGGUAAAGACUGGCGCCAUUAGUUUUCAUUUCUAUGCAAGGUGAAUCUAAUAAGGGAAAUUUUGUUUAUCAAAACAGCUUAAUCAUAGUUCCUUUUGGUUGGGCAAUCUCCCUUCGACAAUCGUCGUUCGCCGCUCUCUCCGACAACGUUUUUUUUUAAUAACUGUAUGAGACAUAUGAGCAUGACCUCAUCCUAGCUGCAUGGUAGAAAGUGAAUGAGAAAAGUAAACGCAAAUAUAUUAUUAGAUUAAUUUAGUGUAAUGUUGGUCCCAUGAAUUCCAACAGUCCUUUUACCGAUGUUCCUGCUUGGCACGGCUGUCAGUUUGCGUGUUUUAUUUAUUUUUUUUUUUUUUCGUGUGCACUAUAUAUAACAAACAAGACAUCAUCUCAGGUCUUCGUUUAGCUAGGUGUCUUGGCUAUUACAAUAAUGCCAAUAGUAAUACAGCUAUUUCGAAUAAUGGUUUAUGUUGUUACUGUCGAAGGCAAGGUCCAAUAGACAGCAACAAGCCUUAGCUAUUCUGAGAGCGGCAUUAAGAUGUUAAGAACUACAAAACGGCUGAAAACUAAAGUGCAGGGAUUGAUCUUUGACUAAAUCCUGUGAUGUCGCCAUUUGCAUGGUCUCGGUCUCGGAGUAUGCGGUGUAUCAGCUAUUACAAAUUAUAAAUUGCCGUAUGAAGAAAGAAAUUAUUCCGCCUUUGGUUUUGGUGUGGACGUUGUAUGUGCACUCUUUUCGGGUGCGUCUUAAAUCUAAUGCCUUUCGAAACGACUGAAUUCGAAACAAGUUUUCUAUAAUACUCUCAAUCUGAACAAAGAUGUAAUAUAUUGUGAAAAGUCAUUUCCUGCUAUUCCUAAGUAUGGUUUUGCUAGAUUAUCCAGUCACUAUAGUUUCUUAUUGUUUGAUAACUCACUUGAAAUUUCUAGGAAAGCCAGUGUUUCCAUCAGAACGUAUUGACGUCAGGACCGUAGCCAGGGGAUGGGGGAUGAAGGAUGCAAAUGUGUCUCCACACUUGUCUAAGGUAAAAACCGGUCCGCGUUAAUUGAGAAGAACCAAAAUCAAAAUUUGGGAAGGAUGCUCUAAGCUUGCUGAAGAGUGUUUUCGUCCAACAUGUAUAACUCGUUUCUGUACAACCUCCCAUAAAAUAUACUGGCUACGGACCUGAAUUAUAGCAUUAGUGUAAAUGUGGACUUCAGGAAAACAUGUAUAGARAUAAAAAGAUUUGAAAAUACGCUGCGAGCGACGUUUCGGUGCCGGUUGAUGUCGUCAAGGUUGUAAUCUCAACCGGAUUUUCCAUAAGUAUCGUACGAGAUUGAGAAAUCAAGAAACAUACGAAAAACGCCUUUAGAGUGAAACUUAUCUUUUUGAUGUCUUUGAUUAAACGCUUUUUCAAUAAAUAUAUUUUCUAUGAAUUGAUUUUAUAAGGAAUUCAAUUUGCUUGAUGUUGGGGUCCGACACCCAGCACCGAAGCGUUGCCAGGGGAAUAUUCCUUUUUUUUAUCAUUAUGACUGAAAGAAAAUAAUAAAAUAAUAAAAACUUUAAAAGUCAAAGUUUGAUAACGGAACACCAAAUAUAUUUUGGAAGGCCCAACGACUUUAAGUACCACUGAACGUCGUGUUCAAUGCUUCUCCUCCAGUCAUUCCACGUAAAGCAAUGUUACCAAAUGGUUAUAAAAUGCACGUUGGGUCACCCAAAAAAGUUGGUAUUCGUCGAACCAAAAUUUCUCGUAAGCACAAACUUAUUUCUAGCCGUAGCUCAAUAUCGAAAAUAUCAAGAGCUGAUGGCACCAAUGACAGUUCCACCAGAGUGAGAAUAUGCAUAUAAUUUCGAGCUGUAUAAUAUAAUGUAUAAUAAAUGUUAUGUAUCGCUAAAUACGAGCAAUAUAUAAAGAAAUCUWAAGUAAAAUUGAAGCYGAGUCMGUC
This is a messenger RNA of Exaiptasia diaphana, 5736 nucleotides long. Its product is annotated as pleckstrin homology domain-containing family G member 1. The record is from RefSeq and is a predicted model, not a curated record. The coding region runs from base 405 to 3497 and encodes 1030 amino acids. NCBI's taxonomy places the organism in Eukaryota, Metazoa, Cnidaria, Anthozoa, Actiniaria, Aiptasiidae. The transcript has 22 exons. Gene Ontology annotation, molecular function: guanyl-nucleotide exchange factor activity.